Molecule: messenger RNA, 1670 nt
Organism: Guyanagaster necrorhizus
Lineage: Eukaryota; Fungi; Basidiomycota; Agaricomycetes; Agaricales; Physalacriaceae
Exons: 1
Coding region: 145-1371 (408 amino acids)
Source: RefSeq, a predicted model, not a curated record
UGGAACGGGACAAGAGUGUUCGAGUCAAGGUUGCCUCAAAGGCGCCGUCGACGACGCUGGUUCUGUUCGGGUUCUGAUUUGUUAUCGCACGUGACUUUAGAAGCAGAAAUCUCGGUCGGGUACUGGAUAAGCGCGGCCACGACAAUGCACGACUCGCUGUAUGAACAAACUCCUCCCAAAGUUUCGCCUCCCUCGACGAUGUCGACGAGAUCGCACCGAUCUCGUCAGACUCACCGUACCCAAUAUACCAUGCCGCAACCACAUCCUGCACCAACUCCAUCGCCAGUUCCGUCGAACAUAGCCGAAAAUCUGCAUAUGCCCAGCAAUGAAUCCUAUAAUUUUGAUCCUAAUGAGCCGUACAUUGCAGUAGCAGGCCAAGAGAGCCUUAUGGGUGCGCAGUCACCGCCCCCACCUGGUGGAUACCGACCAGCUGGAGGUGGCUGGGGAGAUUUCGUAGGAGGGUUCAGAAGAGUCUUGGGAGUCGGGGGUGGGAAACGUGGUAAGGCAGAUGUGGCGCCAAUGCGAGUCCCGUCGACCCGUAUUUCGAUGCCGAGACCUUUGUUAGCACCUCCCCGGGACGUCGAGCGAGAGGCCCAACAGCAACCAUACCCUCAGCCUCUUCCUCAGCUGUAUCGGCGGCCGACACCCCCACCACCAGCUUCUGCUCAUGGGGCAAACGAUUCUGUUGAUGGAGAGACUACAGCCGUUGACCACGAACCUAGGCAGCCGGUACAUGUACGCCACAAUCCAGGCCCUCUCCCACCCCAGAUUCCUUCCCAUAUGAUAGGCAGUCCAGUACUCGCUGAGCCUCAGCCAGGUUCUGAUUAUGCUAAGAUGAAUGACAUGGUCACUCCGCCGCCUACAGAGAUGUCGUUUUCGUCAUAUAUGUCACGCGUUGGGCAGUUCUUCCGCGAUCUCAACAAUCUACCAUGGAUAGCAGAAAGGAUUACAGUUGAUUACGUUCCCGGUCAGCCUACGCAGCGGCUGGGAAGGAGGAGGUCGGGGUCGACGAGGCCAUCGCAGCAGGUCAUGUCGUGGUAUGGUGGACCGCAUGGAUCAGUGAAUUUGUUGUCAGAUGGAUCAGCAUCCAUAAGAUAUCGACAGAUGCCGUCGCAGUCGCCAUAUCCAUACGGAUCCCCACCGCCGCCUAUCCACCUGAUAUCCCAGCAACCACAAAUGGGCAUGGCAUACACCAAUCCGGCCUCCAUAAACCAACCCCCCCAGGCUUUCAUGAUGCAUCCUCACUACCCUGUGGGCUACAUCCCAUACCAGUCUGAUACCGCAAACAUCUAUGCGCCCCAGCCGCAGCUGGCAUCAACGCAAACUUCCGGACAGUAUCCAUAUCCUCAUCAUCCACAGCAAUCCGUAUAAUGCCAUCUAAUGCCAUCCAUUUUGCGAUAUCUAUUCUUUGUGGCACUUUCGUACUCUCUAUCUACCCUCUUACGGCGUUCAUAUCACGAACCAAAUACCGCGCAACUUAUAACUUGUCCCUUGUCUUUGCAAUGCUCCACCCUCGUUUUUUUCGAUUUAUGUCGCAGUACCCCGGACAAUCUUUUAUACCACCUUAAAUACUGGAGUGGGUUUGGUAUAGACUACAUAUAGCACUUGUAAAAUGGGUUAUAUUCUGUGGAUGUCAGUAAAACUUAUAAAAACCAGACGUUACAGUAAGC